AUUUUUAUAUUAAAUCUAGUUUAUUUAUGUAUAUGCAUAUAAACGAAAUGGAUUUGAUAUUGCCAUCUACAAAGACAGAUGGAGCUUUAUGGUUAGGUAAUAUAAAGGCUGCUUAAAAUAUUUUGAAUCUAAGUAAAGAAAACAUUCGUACCGUAAUUACAGUAGCUAGUAAUGCUAAUGUAAGUUAUCCAAAACAUUAAAAAAUUAUCCAAAAGGUAUAUUGAUCAAUAAUUUAAGGUUUUUAAAGUUCAUGAUAAAGAAAAUGUAAGUAUCUAAGAACUGAUCGAAAUGACAAAUGAAGAAAUAGAAGAAGCAAUGAAGAUUGGAUCUGUUUUAGUACAUUGCAUGGCUGGUAUUUCAAGGUCAGCUACUUGUGUAAUUGCAUAUUUGAUGUAUCAAAAUAAAUGGGUAUUUGAGAAAACACUUAAAUUUGUAAAAUCCAAAAGACCCUGUGUAAAUCCAAAUGAGGGAUUUAAAAAAUAACUGAUUUCGUAUUCAAAUGAAAUUUAAAAGAAAUUAUUACCUAAAUAAACUAAAUAAAUUGAAAAUCCUUUAGCAAAAUUAAGAAGAUAAUUACAUCAAUCACCUGAAGAUUUGAUAAAAAAUACUUAAUUAGCCAAAUCUCCUAAACAUGAGAUUAAAGUAUUAACCAAAAAUUCUACAGAAGAAGAGAAAUAAUAAUAUAGGUAAUAAUUAGCCUAAAAAUUAUUUGUAAGUACAUUUUCUACAACUGAUAGAAAUCGAAAAUAAUUUAAUACUAUGCAUAUAAAUAAAUCUUCAAAUAUUAAAGGAUGCAUAAGUAUGUACAAAUUAGUGGAAGAAUAAAAAUUAGGUGGAUUUUUAUCAGAUCGAUUCAAUUGAUGGAAG
This is a messenger RNA of Paramecium sonneborni, 867 nucleotides long. The record is from the annotation of a GenBank genome assembly. Lineage: Eukaryota; Ciliophora; Oligohymenophorea; Peniculida; Parameciidae.